This is a messenger RNA of Spodoptera littoralis (African cotton leafworm), 1755 nucleotides long. Lineage: Eukaryota; Metazoa; Arthropoda; Insecta; Lepidoptera; Noctuidae. The record is from the annotation of a GenBank genome assembly.
AUGUGCAAAGAUGUUGAAGUGUUCUCUGGGGACGAACCAAAAAAAGUUAUUGAAAAACUUAUGAAGAAAUCACAAUCGAAAAAUAUAAAACAAUCAAUGAAACCUAGUAGAGACAUGAUGUAUCAGGAUCAAGAGGAUAGUCUGAUAGAUGCUAAAGAACAAAUGAAGCAAGAAAAGUUAUCGAGGAUCAUGGCGACAAUCACUCUGCUAUUGGCGGAUGGUGCGGACCCUCGUAUUAUUCGAUGUCCUCAGCCGCCACUGUUCAUGGCUGCGGUAGCCGGCUGUCCAGACCUCGUGCAAGACUUAGUGAAACAUGGUGCUGAUGUUAAUGAAGUUUAUCCUCAAGCAUAUGAAUACUCGGCAUUGGACAUAGCAGUCAGUGCACCGGUCAGUUACGAAAACUUGUCGGUGAUUCGUGCAUUACUGGAGUGUGGAGCCAAUCCAGACCACCGCCUAAAGAUCCCAGAAACAGCAUCACCUUCACCCACUGCUCCAAGUGCAACAUCUCCUGAAAUAAUCGACGCUGGUCCAACUUUACUGCACGCAGUACUUUCAAAGAAAAUUGAUAUUGCCGACCCUGAUGAUACACAUUUGUUUGAAAUACGUGAUAAAAUGAUUGAAUUACUCCUCAAACAUGGCUGCAAUCCAAUAACCCAAUACAAUGGCGUCUCGGCUGUGGAUCUCGCUAUGAAUAAGUGUCUGGACCUAUUUGAUAUAUUCGUGAAAAGCCCCCGAACCGACCUAAAUGCAAUCAUCAAUGACUUAAAUCAGACUAUACUGGUGAAGAUGUUCUAUUUACCCUUCUGCAAGAGUAUCCCUUUAACGGAACGAUUACAGACGUUGACAAAUCUGCUGCUGUAUGGUGCAGAUCCAUUGCUGAAAUGCCAAAAUGGAAUAGAAGAAUAUGGGAAUCUGUUUGUCUUUGCAAGAAAAAUGUUAAGUGAUGUAGAAACAACUCGGAAAUCAGUCAAUCCAGCAGCAGUAAAGAAAUCUAAGAGCGAUGCGAAAACUAAGAAAGACAAGAAGGACGCUCCAUCAAAACACGGUUUGUUAAAAACCAGUGACGACAAUCAAGGAGAUUAUAAGCAAGCCUUGGAACUGGUGGUUGACUGCGCCAGGUUACUGUACAUCCGAUGGUUACAAGCUAAGCUCAUGAAGGAGCUGAUUGAUAUUGUUAACAAGUAUCGCCAUCGUUCAUGGAACAUGAUAAUAAAGGAACAUAAAAACAAAAAGUGCACAGGGCUCUGGCUGACUGUUGUCCGUAGCCUCGAAAUUUGGGACGUUUUAAAAACAUCAAAGAAAAAACUUUACAAUGAUGAAAAAAUCCUGAAACAAGUCCUAUGUAUUAUUCAUUUUUACUAUAAAAGGACGAGGAAGAUUAUACGCAUACCUUUGACGUUCCAAGAUAAAGAAAUAAUAGACCGUGAAGUAGCCACUUUAAUUCAUGAACAUAAGUUGGCCACAAUUUCGACGCCGGACAUGGUUCCUGCUAUACGACCUUACGUAGCUCCAGAACUUACCGUAAAGGGGAUAGAGAAGUUCAACGUUUGUUUUGAAUGUGCAUUGCCUUUACAAGAUUCAAAAAUCAUAUGCGGCUCAUGUAAAUUAAUCGAUUUUUGCUCUGUGGAUUGCAUUGCACGAAACAUCGAAAGGAUUAAUUGCCAUCCAUGCAGCAGCUUUCUGAAACACAAAUACUUCCCCACACCAGAACCUACGGUAACUGACACUGCAGAAGAUUCUGAAAACAAAACAUAA